This is a messenger RNA of Lactuca virosa, 980 nucleotides long. The record is from the annotation of a GenBank genome assembly. Lineage: Eukaryota; Viridiplantae; Streptophyta; Magnoliopsida; Asterales; Asteraceae.
CACCACUAGAAAAUGGUUGGUUCAUUUAAAUGAUCCUUCCCAUGUAAGAGUUGAUCUUUGGUUUCCAAUCGUCGAACAUUACACUCCUUCGAGCUUCUUCUUCCAAUGCUAAUGACAACCCCUACAAGAAGGUUAGAAGGAAAGGUGGCAUUGAUAACGGGAGCAGCAAGUGGUGUUGGGAAAUGUACAGCAAAGCUCUUUGCAGAACAUGGUGCAAAAGUCGUCAUUGCCGACAUCCAAGAUCAACUCGGUCAAGCAGUAUGUGAAGCCAUAGGCUCAUCAAGCUCGAUAUAUGUCCAUUGUGAUGUAUCAAUUGAAGAAGAUGUCAAAAACGCGGUAGAUAUUGCAGUAGCAACUUAUGGGAAACUUGACAUCAUGUUCAAUAAUGCAGCAACACUUGAUCCUAGCAAGUACCGGAUCAUUGACAAUGAAAAAACAGAGUUUGAACGUGUGCUUAGUGUCAACGUCACAGGCGUCUUUCUAGGGAUGAAACAUGCUGCUAGGGUUAUGGUUCCAGCAAGAGCUGGCUCAAUAAUAUCAACAGGUAGUGUUGCUUCGAAUAUCGGUGGUGUGGCCUCACAUGCUUACUGUUGUGCGAAGCAUGCUGUAGUAGGUUUGACAAAAAAUGUGGCAGUAGAGCUUGGACAAUUUGGUAUUCGAGUUAACUGUGUGUCACCUUAUGCGAUGGCUACACCAAUAGCCACAAGUUUUGUUGGGCUUGAGGGGGAGGCUUUCGAGAACCUGGUAAACUCACUUGCGAACCUUAAGGGUGUGACAUGUGUUACCGAUGAUGUUGCUAAAGCUGCCCUUUUUUUGGCGAGCGAUGAGGCUAAGUACAUUAGUGGACAUAAUUUGUUUAUCGAUGGUGGAUUUACUAUUGUUAAUCCAUCAUUCAACAUGUUUCAAUAUCCAGAGGAUUCUUAAGUUUGAGAUAUUUCAUCAUUAUUUAUGUUUUUUAGUAUCACAAACAUAUAAGGCGU